Molecule: messenger RNA, 1397 nt
Organism: Ceratitis capitata (Mediterranean fruit fly)
Lineage: Eukaryota; Metazoa; Arthropoda; Insecta; Diptera; Tephritidae
Gene: GlcAT-I
Product: galactosylgalactosylxylosylprotein 3-beta-glucuronosyltransferase I
Exons: 2
Coding region: 233-1159 (308 amino acids)
Biological process (GO): chondroitin sulfate proteoglycan biosynthetic process; carbohydrate metabolic process
Cellular component (GO): Golgi membrane
Molecular function (GO): galactosylgalactosylxylosylprotein 3-beta-glucuronosyltransferase activity
Source: RefSeq, a predicted model, not a curated record
CGUUCUCUGGCUAUUGUUUACAGAGAACUUGUUUAUUUACUUCUCUUCAAAAUGUAAAGAGAACGGACCAGUUGGUGAAAUUAAAUUAAGGAAACAUUUUUUUUUAUUUGUUUACUUUUGUGUGAGCUCCUUUAGUGUGGACCAAUUUUCGCAUCUACCUACUUUUUGCAAUCGAAAGAUCCUAUAGUGAAUUUAUUAUUAAAUCAAAGUUAAGCAAUUUGUUUUUUGCAACAUGUCUGAAAUGCGAAUCCGUCCGCGACAAGUGCUCAUACUUAUUAUCGUGUUCCUAGUGAUUUUGCUUAUUGUACAUCGCAAUGGAAAACACACCUGCCAGGGACCAGAAUUUUUGCAAGCAAUAUAUGCUAGAGACAAUGAGAAAUCGUUACCAAAAAUUUACGCGAUAACACCAACAUACACGCGCCCUUCACAAAAGGCCGAACUAACCAGACUAUCUCAUAUAUUCAUGUUAUUAUCCAACUUACAUUGGGUUAUAAUUGAGGAUGCGAACACAACUACGCCCGUCGUUCGGAACCUGUUGAGGCAAGCAGGUUUAUCAGAACGUUCAACUCAUCUGAACAUAAAAACACCAGUGGGCUAUAAAUUAAAAAAUAAAGAUCCCAAUUGGUUGAAACCGCGAGGCGUGGAGCAACGUAAUUUAGCACUAAACUGGAUACGUACAAAUGUAAAUCCAGAACAGCGUAGUGUGAUAUUUUUCAUGGAUGACGAUAACAGUUAUAGUGUUGAACUGUUUGUAGAAAUGAUGAAAAUAGAACCAGGUCGAGUUGGUGUUUGGCCUGUCGGCCUAGUAGGUGGUCUUAUGGUGGAAAAACCAAUACUUAAUGAGGAUAACACACACGUGAUUGGAUUUAAUGCAGCAUGGCGGCCGGAAAGACCUUUUCCAAUUGAUAUGGCUGCAUUUGCUAUUAGCACGGAUUUAUUAUUUAAAUAUCCACAAGCGCAGUUUGCGUAUGAGGUUGAACGCGGCUAUCAAGAGAGUGAAAUACUACGACAUAUAACAACUAGGGAAAAACUACAACCAUUGGCGAAUAACUGCCGUGAUGUACUAGUGUGGCAUACGCGUACGGAAAAAACAAAUUUGGUUUCUGAAGUUAAAUUAAAUAAAGAAGGAAAACGUUCCGAUGAAGGCAUGGAGGUUUAACACUAAGUUGCAAAAUAUAAAUUUGUAUCUUUUCCGUAGUAUUAUUUGCCUAAUUUGAAAAGUAGCGAUAAACCUGUAUUAUCUUUUGUUAUUUAAUGUGUACUUUCCAUUAUUACAUUCAUAACAAUAUGUAUUUGUUAUUUUACUUAAAUAACUUGCCAUAGGACCAAAAUGCUCAUAUUAAAAUAAGAUUUCAGAAACAUAUGUAUAUCACAGUACUUCCAAAAAAUAUAUGUGU